Molecule: messenger RNA, 1737 nt
Organism: Eremothecium cymbalariae DBVPG#7215
Lineage: Eukaryota; Fungi; Ascomycota; Saccharomycetes; Saccharomycetales; Saccharomycetaceae
Product: CTP synthase
Exons: 1
Coding region: 1-1737 (578 amino acids)
Biological process (GO): pyrimidine nucleobase biosynthetic process; CTP biosynthetic process
Cellular component (GO): cytoplasm; cytoophidium
Molecular function (GO): CTP synthase activity; identical protein binding
Source: RefSeq, a predicted model, not a curated record
AUGAAAUACGUUGUUGUAUCCGGAGGUGUGAUUUCUGGUAUUGGUAAAGGGGUUUUGGCAUCGUCCACUGGUAUGCUUCUUAAGACCUUAGGUCUUAAGGUGACUUCUAUUAAGAUCGACCCGUAUAUGAAUUUAGACGCGGGUACUAUGUCACCAUUGGAACAUGGGGAAUGCUUUGUGUUGAACGACGGUGGAGAGACUGAUCUUGAUCUAGGAAACUACGAGCGUUAUUUGGGAGUCACGUUGACCAAAGAUCACAACAUCACGACUGGUAAGGUGUAUUCGCAUGUUAUUGCAAAGGAGAGAAGGGGCGAUUACUUGGGCAAGACGGUUCAAGUUGUGCCCCAUUUGACGAACGCGAUUCAGGAUUGGAUUGAGCGCGUUUCGAGGAUUCCUGUAGAUGACUCUGCUAUGGAGCCGGAUGUUUGUAUUAUUGAGCUUGGUGGUACGGUUGGUGACAUUGAAUCCGCACCAUUUGUGGAGGCGCUCAGACAGUUUCAGUUCCGGGUUGGAAGAGAGAACUUUGCAUUGAUUCAUGUGUCCUUGGUUCCUGUUAUUCAUGGUGAACAGAAGACCAAGCCUACUCAAGCAGCAAUCAAGGAUUUACGUUCUCUUGGGUUGACGCCAGAUAUGAUUGCUUGUCGUUGUUCGGAGACUUUGGACAAGCCAACUAUUGAAAAGAUUGCAAUGUUCUGUCAUGUUGGACCUGAACAAGUUGUGAACGUCCAUGACGUCGCUUCGACUUACCAUGUGCCAUUGCUAUUACUAGAACAGAGGAUGAUUGACUAUUUGGCUGAGAGAUUAAAGUUAUCUGACAUCUCUUUGAAUGUGGAAGACAAACAGCGUGGUGACAAAUUGUUAGCGCGUUGGAGGCGUUUGACCACUUCAAUUGAUGAAUCUUUUGAAACAGUCAAGAUAGCCCUUGUGGGUAAGUACAUAAACCUGAAGGACUCCUAUUUAUCAGUCAUCAAGGCUUUGGAACACUCUUCUAUGAGAUGUCAGAAGAAGUUAGAAAUUGUCUGGGUCGACGCGUCGUACCUAGAACCGCAAGCCAAUGAAGCUGAUAAACAGCACUUCCAUAAGGCGUGGAAGGAUGUGUCUUCGGCGGACGGCAUCUUAGUUCCUGGGGGAUUCGGUACUAGAGGAACAGAAGGUAUGAUAUCAGCUGCAAAAUGGGCUCGUGAGAAUAACGUCCCAUAUCUGGGAGUUUGUCUGGGCCUUCAAAUCGCUACCAUUGAAUUUGUAAGAAACGUAUUGAACAUCGAAGGCGCCACAUCGUCUGAGUUCUACCCAGAAACCCCAGAAGACAAACAAGUUGUGGUUUACAUGCCUGAGAUUGAUAAAGAAAACAUGGGAGGUACCAUGAGACUUGGCUUAAGGCCAACUACUUUCCAACACGAUACAGAAUGGUCAAAGAUCAGAAAACUAUAUGGUAAUGCAGCCACUGUGGAGGAAAGGCAUCGUCACCGUUAUGAAAUUAACCCCAAGCUCAUUCCAGAACUGGAAAAGAAGGGUCUGAUGUUUGUCGGUAGAGAUGACACCGGGCAGAGAUGCGAGAUAUUUGAGCUGAAAAACCACCCAUAUUAUGUUGCUACCCAAUACCACCCAGAAUAUAUGUCUAAAGUGUUAGAUCCUUCUCAACCUUUCUUAGGUCUAGUCGCCGCCUCUGCAGGCGUGCUCCAAGACUUUUUAGCAGAAGAGAGCAUCCGAGCAGCACAGGUCAAAGCUGACUUCUAG